GGGGAUCCCACACCCCCCCAGCAGCUCGGCAUGAGCCCGGCGAUACGGAAGGUGAAAGCUCUGGGCCAUUUCGUCCUUGUGGAAUGGGAGGAUGGAAGGGAGAGCCGCUACCCCUGCGUGUGGCUGAGGGACAAUUGCCGGUGUCCCCUGUGCUUCCUGAGCUCCGCCGGGGCGCGCAGGAUGCCCCUGGAGGAGCUGGAUGUCAGCAUCGCCGCCAAGGAGGUUGCCCUGGCUGAUGGAAAAAAGAUCUCCAUCACGUGGCCCGAUGAACACGCGAGCGAAUACGAAGCCGAGUGGCUGAAGAAACGAUGCUUCUCUGAAGAGGCCAGAGCAGAAAUGCAAGCAGAUUUAUUUUUACCAGAACGCCAAUACUGGGGCUCAGACCUUCAGCUUCCCAAAAUGCCUUUUGAAGAAAUCAUGCACAGUGAUGAAAGUGCCUACAAGUGGCUGUGCACCCUAAAGAAAGUCGGAAUCGUUCUGCUGACAGGAGCUGCCACAAGGCAGGGAGAGCUGAUUAAACUUGGCCACAGGAUUGGGUUCCUGCGCCUCACUUUUUAUGGACCAACGUGGCAAGUGCAAGACAAAGCAGAUGCCAACAACGUGGCUUAUACAACUGGGAAACUGAGUUUCCACACCGAUUACCCAGUCCUGCAUCAUCCACCUGGGGUUCAGUUUCUCCACUGUAUAAAGCAAACGGCUGCAGGAGGUGAAAGUGAAGUGGUAGAUGGAUUCCAUGUAUGCAACAAGAUGAAGAAACAAAAUCCUGAGGCGUAUCAGAUCCUGUCCUCUACUGCUGUAGACUAUACUGACGUUGGGGUGGACUACUGUGAUUUUGCUGUGCACGGUAAACAAAGGAUUAUAGACAUAGAUUCCAGAGGCCAAGCAGUUCGCAUCAAUUAUAACAAUGCAACAAGAGACUCCGUGUUUGACAUCCCAGCUGAAAAAGUGAGGCCAUUCUAUGCAGCUCUAAAGGAAUUUAAUGAUUUAUUAAACAGUGCAGAACACAAGUUUACUUACAAGCUGGAACCAGGUGACAUCGUGACAUUUGAUAACUGGCGCGUGCUCCACGGGCGCCGGAGCUACCCCUCGGGCUCGGAGGUGACACGUCACCUGGAAGGGGCCUAUGCAGACUGGGAUGUGGUCCUGUCCAGGCUCAGGCUCCUCAGGAAGGGGGUCCUGAAGAGGGACUAGAAGCAACAAAAU
Molecule: messenger RNA, 1203 nt
Organism: Empidonax traillii (willow flycatcher)
Lineage: Eukaryota; Metazoa; Chordata; Aves; Passeriformes; Tyrannidae
Gene: BBOX1
Product: gamma-butyrobetaine hydroxylase 1
Exons: 7
Coding region: 31-1191 (386 amino acids)
Biological process (GO): carnitine biosynthetic process
Cellular component (GO): mitochondrion
Molecular function (GO): gamma-butyrobetaine dioxygenase activity; iron ion binding
Source: RefSeq, a predicted model, not a curated record